This is a messenger RNA of Aspergillus steynii IBT 23096, 1371 nucleotides long. RefSeq lists its product as uncharacterized. The coding region runs from base 1 to 1371 and encodes 456 amino acids. Gene Ontology annotation, molecular function: amino acid transmembrane transporter activity. The transcript is spliced from 10 exons. Gene Ontology annotation, cellular component: vacuolar membrane. Lineage: Eukaryota; Fungi; Ascomycota; Eurotiomycetes; Eurotiales; Aspergillaceae. The record is from RefSeq and is a predicted model, not a curated record. Gene Ontology annotation, biological process: amino acid transmembrane transport.
AUGAGUGUUCCGCUGAAUGACCCAGAGGCAGGCUACCCUGUGCCCACGGGAGACAAAACCGAAGACAAAGAUCAAAAGAAAGGCCAUGAUGAUGAGGUGCCUAUGGAUGAUCCCUUUGGGAAUGAGGAGAUGGCCGAGAUCAGAUAUCGAACGAUGAGCUGGUGGAAGUGUGGAAUGCUCAUGGUCGCCGAGAAUAUAUCCUUGGGAAUUCUAUCUCUUCCAUCGGCUGUUGCAACACUAGGAAUGGUGCCGGCCGCAGUCCUGAUCGUAUUCCUGGCUGGCCUAUCAUGGUACACAGGAUAUGUCAUUGGGCAGUUCAAACUACGCUAUCCGCAUGUCCAUAACAUGGGUGAUGCUGGGGAGAUUCUAUUCGGGCAGAUUGGACGAGAGGUCUUUGGUAUUGGGCAGCUACUGCUACUUAUAUUCUUGAUGGCUAGUCAUAUUCUGACUUUUUCAAUCUUGAUGAACACCCUCACCGAGCAUGGGACUUGCACUAUUACCUUUUCGGUGAUUGGACUGAUCAUUUGCUUUAUCGGAGCCCUUCCACAGACCAUGGAAAAGGUCUAUUGGAUGUCAAUUGUCUCCUUUCUAAGUAUCCUGAGUGCAACCAUAGCUGCGAUGGUUGCCAUUGGUGUUGAAUCUAACGCCUCCGUCCCUGUGAAUGUGGUGACCAAAACGAGCUUCGAAAGUGGCUUUUUGGCCGUCACCAAUAUUAUCUUUGCGUACACGGCUCAUGUUGCAUUCUUCGGCUUUAUCUCGGAAAUGGAAGAGCCGAAGACAUUCCCGAGAUCUAUUGCGAUGCUGCAGAUAGUCGACACGAUCAUGUAUCUUGUGGCUGCGCUCGUUAUCUAUCGACUUGCUGGCCCGGAUGUAAAGUCUCCCGCUUUAUCAUCGGCAGGUCGGGUCAUGAAAAAGGUCUGCUAUGGCCUGGCUAUUCCGACGGUCAUCAUUGCUGGGGUUAUAUUCGGACACGUCGCAGCAAAGUACAUAUUUGUCCGGCUUUUCCGGGGCUCAGAACAUAUGCAUAGUCGAACUUUCAUUGGCGUUGGGUCAUGGCUAGGCAUUGGAGUUGGUGUCUGGAUAAUCGCCUGGGUCGUGGCUGAAUCCAUCCCGGUCUUCAACGAUAUGCUCAGUUUGAUUAGUUCUUUAUUCGGAAGCUUCUUUAGUUAUGGUAUUCCUGCGGCGCUGUGGCUUUACAUGAACAAAGGCCAAUACGGGGAAUCGUUGCGCAAGUGUCUUCUUACAGCUUGCAAUUUGGUUAUCCUCGCGAUUGCGUGUGGCAUGUGUGGAAUGGGACUUUACGUCUCAGGGAGAUCCAUAAGCCAGAAUUCCAGCUCCGCAUCCUGGUCCUGCGCCGACAAUUCUUCUUAA